This is a messenger RNA of Struthio camelus australis, 266 nucleotides long. The record is from RefSeq and is a predicted model, not a curated record. NCBI's taxonomy places the organism in Eukaryota, Metazoa, Chordata, Aves, Struthioniformes, Struthionidae.
CCAGGCCGUUUGCUCACCCGCCCCGGCUUCCCACCCGCCGCCUGCUCCUCCUGCCCCAGGGCCACGCCACGACCAUGUCCGAGCUGGAGAAGGCCAUGGUGGCCAUCAUUGACGCUUUCCACCAGUACUCGGGCAAGGAGGGAGACAAGCACAAGCUGAAGAAAGCAGAGCUCAAGGAGCUCAUUAACCACGAGCUCCCCCAUUUCCUCGGCGUGAGUAUCGCCCCACGCUGCUCUCCGGCGGGACGGGGGCAGGCGAAAGGCGGG